Molecule: messenger RNA, 642 nt
Organism: Heterobilharzia americana
Lineage: Eukaryota; Metazoa; Platyhelminthes; Trematoda; Strigeidida; Schistosomatidae
Source: the annotation of a GenBank genome assembly
AUGACUAGUGUUAGCAGUAACUCGAAGUCACAUCAAUCAAAUCAAUCCUCCUUACUAAGAAAAGGAGUUCUACGGACAAAAGAUUUUAAACUAAGCCCAAUAUGCCAUGUAUGUCAACAGCAAAUACACGGACCAUUUAUUGAUACUAACGAUCACUGUUACUGUCCUAACCAUUUUAUAUGUGCUCAUUGUCAUCAACCAUUGAAUGAGGAUUGUUUUACUGAACAAAAUGGAAAACUAUACUGUGAACGUGAUUUCCAACAGUAUAUUGCAUGCCGAUGUGGAAAAUGUCAUCAACCAGUUAUUGGCAAAAUUAUUAAAGCUAUGAAUCAAACAUGGCAUCCAAAUUGUUUCACUUGUCAUUAUUGUCGAAAGCCAUUAGAUGAUAAGUUUUAUAUAGAAGAUAUAGAUUGUGUAUUAUGUGAGGAACAUUGGAAACAAUUUCAUGAAAGAGAAUGUGCUAAAUGCAAGCAACCAAUCAUAGAGAUUGAUCGUUUUAUUGAAGCUUGCGGAAAACAAUAUCAUGCUAAAUGUUUCUGUUGUUCUGCAUGUCAGACAUCACUUGAAGGUAAACCAUUUCAUUCUAGAGAUCAAAAACCUUUUUGUGUUGUACAUGCUAAUGCAGUUGCAUUAUUUGGCUGA